AUUGUAUAGCACCUAGUCGUAUAGGCGAACGCCUAUACGGGGUGUAUACGGAUAUAUAUUUUUACACGAAAUAUAAGUAUAUGAUUAAUUUAUAUAACUAUAUAGUAUAACAUAUAUAAAUAGUUUUAAAUUAUAAAAAUUAAGAGACCAAUAUCAAUUACUAGUGUUUAUUUUUUUAUUUUUUAUUUUUUUGGCACAAAAUUACUAGUGCUUAUAUUAUUCGGAAAACCAUUGCAAUCACGGUGUUUGUUUUGAAACGACAAGUCGAAUAAAAAAGCUGUAAAUAAAUAGUCGCAGGAGUACUUUUUUCCACGUUAACAUGAUAACAAUUCAUAAGGUCUUGGUCUUCCUUUUUUCCUUUGUAUGUUUUUUUUUCCUUUGUAUGUUGUCUCAACGUUCUUGGUCUUUUUUUUUUGUCAACCGUUCUUGGUCUUUCUUAAACAAAAAAAACUAUAGACUAUUUAUAAAUAAUAAGUCGAUACCAAAAAUUGCACAUGACUUCCUUUAUUCUAUAAAGCCCCACUCAAACGACAACGUCAUGCAGCUAAUCCUUUAACGUCGCAAUGAUGAUGUCAUCAUCGAUCCCUAUCGUCCAUUUCUUCAUCUUGAGGUCGACGAUAUCGACCGUUCAAAGUCUCACACCGACGGCCUAUAAAGAAGAGUAUCAAUGAUAAUUCUCCCAAAAAGAAAAUAAGCUUAUUAAGACUUUCACGUCUAAAAGUCUCGUUUCUUGUGAUUUAAUCAAAAAAAAAAAGUAUCGUUUCUUGUGAUAAACAUGAGCUCGGAGAAGAAACAAGAACGCCGCGAAGAAGAUAACGGUGAUGGAAACAAAGGGUUGUCAACUAAAAUUGUACGUACGGUAACGGAGGAAGAGGUGGAUGAGUUUUUCAAGAUACUACGUAGAGUACACGUGGCGACACGGACGGGUGCGAAAGUUAACGUCGGUGUCGAUGAACGAGGGUUACCGACUAAGAAGAGGAAACGGAGUCAGAGCCUUGGUUUGGUAAACUCAUUGCAUAGUAACGGCGUUAGAGAUGGAGAACUCGAUGGAAUAACUCAGGUCGGGUUAAGAAAUUCGGGUUUGGAUCUGAACUGUAAACCGGAACCUGAAACCGUUAGUUUGUAAUCCUUCUGCCGAGUUUUACAUCUUUCUUCCUAUAAUUUAAUUUCCAAUAUACCUAAAUAAUUUUUAACAUUUUAUAAUAGAAUAAUGUCUCCUAAUCAAACCAAUACAACAAUAUUAGUUUGUAGUAUAAUAUAUUUACGAUUUACGAAGCUUCGUA
Molecule: messenger RNA, 1283 nt
Organism: Brassica rapa (field mustard)
Lineage: Eukaryota; Viridiplantae; Streptophyta; Magnoliopsida; Brassicales; Brassicaceae
Product: protein NIM1-INTERACTING 2
Biological process (GO): regulation of systemic acquired resistance
Source: RefSeq, a predicted model, not a curated record